AUGCAAAUACGACUUCGAGUCCUUCUACUCAUCGUCAUCGUCACACUCUCAAUUACGCCGUUUUGCUUGAUUUUCUAUUCGGUUAGUAUCACUACUGCGAAUGAGAGAACGAAUCGGGUGCCGCUGGAAAAAUACGCGGCCGACUGCGAAGUGUUGCCGGACACGGUGAACAUCACAUUUCCAUUGUGCCUCAACAAAAUUGAGUGGUUCAAAUCGGGCAAUUGGAGAAAAGAGCCAUGCUAUUCACAACAUAAAGUUGAUGGCUCAUUGUGCUCAUUUCGGCGAUAUUUGUCCGAGUUUGAAUCGUUCUGCCCGCCAAUUGGAAACGGACGAGACGAAACGAGAUAUGCUCAGCAGUCAUCCAAUAUCGAUCAUCUUUUUUCGGCGAUGCAUGGAUUUCCGGAGAGUUAUGCCUAUAUCCAGAUAUUAGUAUUUAUUGGGUUUCUCGCACACGAGAGAACGCUGAAAUUUGCCAAAUAUUCGAAAAAGGGCGGCCCGCUUGGCGAACUUCUUCAAUGGUCCGAUUUGAUAGCAUCGCUGCACAUUUUAGGACAUAAUGUGACGGUGGCGACGAGUGUCAAAGCACUUCGAACAGAAAUGUCGCUGAUUGAAAAUUCGAAUGAGUGCGAUGCAAGUGUCAUCAAUUUCGAUUUGAUAUUCACUGAUAUAAUGGGCUUUCACAUUUUUCGAAAAAGAAAAAAACAAUAUACAAGCAAUAAUAGAUGCCGAUUUCGACUUAUUGACAGUUUUGGAACGCAUGUCGAGUUUUCAACGCCUCAAUUUUUUCAGAAAUUUGCGCAGCCAAUAGUAGAAACCAGAAAGAAUCAGUGGGGAAAUCUUGAAUUAAACCUUCGCCAACAUUGGACGUUCUAUCCGCAUACCAGCGAUAAUACGUUUCUUGGAUUCGUCGUUGACACUUCUGAAAUUGAUGUGAAUAUUACGAAAAGCUCAAAAAAAUUCAAAGCACUCAUCUAUGGAAAAGAAAAGUAUAUGUGGGAAAAUGCCGAAACCGCUAUUCGCGUUUUAAGCGAGGAGAACGUCGAUAUUCACGCAACCGUUGUCGACGUUGAGCAUGAUCAAACCGAGCUCAUGUUCGAGAAUGUCACAAAUCAUGGAUUUUUGGAUUCGCGCGCGAUUUCGAAACUUCUCGAUGAUGUCCAUUUGUUUUUUGGAUUAGGAUUCCCAUUAGAAGGUCCCGCGCCGCUUGAAGCAAUUGCUCAUGGAGCGAUCUUCAUUAAUGCUCAUUUUGAUGUGGCAAAAAAUCGUAUAAACUAUAAAUUUCUUGGUGAGAAGCCGACAUUUCGCCAGUACACUAGCCAAUGCCCAUAUAUGGAAGAAAUCGGGCUGCCGUAUGUCAUUACAACAAAUAUCAACGACCCAUAUGCACUAAGGAAGGCGAUAAGGCACGCGAAAACGCUCAAGCCGAAACCCUAUGUUCCUGAAGAAUUUACAACGCAGGGAAUGCUUUUGAGGGUUGGCGUUUUCGUCGAAAAACAAGAUUUUUGUUCAAAUUUGGUAGCAAAUUGGCCACCUCAUGAGUCAUUAAAGAUUGUUACUGGAGGACCGCUAGAAUCUUGUGAAUCUGCGUGCUCCCGUGAGCAUCUUGUUUGUGAGCCGGCCCAUUUUCCACUAAUCAACAAUAAAAAUACAUUGAAACGGGUGUUUCCGAAAUGUGAUUCGUCGAGUCCGAAUGAUCGAUCACCGGUGGCGCCAUACGAUUGCGUACUUCAGAAGGAACCGCAAUUGUUCAGUUGCGCAUCGGCGCCGAGAAUUGGCACAAUUUCACGGAUAUGUCCAUGCCGUGACAAACAUCACAAUCAUUCGGCGUUUUGCUCAAAAUGUAUAUAG
Messenger RNA from Caenorhabditis bovis, 1848 nucleotides. The record is from the annotation of a GenBank genome assembly. NCBI's taxonomy places the organism in Eukaryota, Metazoa, Nematoda, Chromadorea, Rhabditida, Rhabditidae.